UCUUCAUUUUGAUUUACAACCCAAGUUUCUAUUAUGUUUCCUUGAUUAAAUACAGAUUUUCAAAGUUGUGGUAUUCUUUUUGAAUCACUCUGUAUAUUGAUUUACUAUAUUUAUGUUGAUUCGAUUGAUCGAUAUGUGGACAGGGCCCUACAGGGCCAACGAUAACCGACCAGAAGUCUGACGUGAAGAAGGACGUGGCUGACAUCAAUGCUGCUUCCCAGAAGGACAAAAUCGAUUUGCGAAAAAUCAUCGAUAUUUUGACCAAACGAACCGCCAAGCAGCGAAUUGCCAUCAAAAACAGGCUUACAACACCACCUAUAAACAGUCUCUACCAGCCACCCUAUCGGGCAUCUCGGACGGUAAACUGAAGUUUUUGCUGAUGAGACUGCUUUAUUCUCCGGCCGAAUAUGCGGCGAGAACCAUCAGAUUUUCGCUAAAAUUUGACCAAGAUUGGUCCUACAUGAGUGUUCUAUGCACCACCAAUGCUGAUCAGCUGCAUAAAAUUGUCGAUACUUACAAACGAGUUUACAAUCAGGACUUAGUUGAUGAGCUUAACCAAAAAAUGAAAAUAGAUUCAGGGAAAAAAUUCUUGAGGCAAAUGAUAGAGCAAGUAACUGGUGAGGUUCAAAACGGACGUCCUGUCAAUGGCUCAGAUCCGAAUAAAUUUGAUAGUCAAAUGGGCUGUAUUCCAACUAAAGGAGGACAUUGUUCAAUUGAUAAGAACGGAGACCUGUUCAAUUUGCUGACAUUGAACAGCUUUCAGCACAUCGGUCAAUUCAUGGAGUAUUAUUACAACCACAAUGACCAGCACCAAGCUGUCUACGAUUUGAUGAGUGAAAACUGUGGCGAAGGCGAGACCAAACAGGGCUAUUUGAAAAUACUGAGAUUUGCAUUUGACCCGGUGGCGUAUUCAGCGGUAGAACUGUACGACGGUCUGACGUCACAGCGUGACAGUCGCGAUGGAAUGGAUCGCAUCAUCAUAUCGAGGAGUGAAGUCGAUUUGUUCGACGUGCAGAACUCUUUCUUUCUCAUCUACGACAAUGCCACAGUAGCGGCUACUAUUGACGAUCCUACAGGGCCAACGAUAACCGACCAGAAGAAUGACGUGGAGAAGGACGUGAAUGACAUCAAUGCUGCUUCCCAGAAGGACAAAAUCGAUUUGCGAAAAAUCAUCGAUAUUUUGACCAAACGAACCGCUACGCAGAGAAUUGCCAUCAAACAAGCCUUCAGCACCGUCUAUAAAAAGUCUCUACCAGCAACAAUAGCGGGCAUCACCAACGAUAAACUGAAGUUUUUGCUGCUGAGACUGCUCUAUUCUCCGGCCGAAUAUGCGGCGAGAACCAUCAGAUUUUCGCUAAAAUUUGACCAGGAUUGGUCCUACAUGAGUGUUCUGUGCUCCACCAAUGCUGAUCAGCUGAAAAAAAUUGUCGAUACUUACAAACGAGUUUACAAUCAGGACUUAGUUGACGAGCUCAACCAGAAAAUGAAAAUAGAUUCUGGAAAACAAUUCUUGAAGCAAAUGAUAGAGGCUCAACCCGGACGUCCUGCCAAGGGGGCAGAUCCUAGUAAAUUUGAUGGUCAAAUGGACUGUAUACCCACUAAAGGAGGUCAUUGUUCAAUUAAAAAGAACGGAGACCUGUUCAAUUUGUUGACAUUGAACAGCUUUGAGCACAUCAGUCAAUUCAUGGAGUAUUAUUACAACCACAAAGACAACCAAGCUGUCUACGAUUUGAUGAGUACAAACUGUGGCGAUGGCGAGACCAAAGAGGGCUAUUUGAAAAUACUGAGAUAUGCAUUUGACCCGGUGGCGUAUUCAGCGGUAGAACUGUACGACGGUCUGACGUCACAGCGUGACAGUCGCGAAGGAAUGGAUCGCAUCAUCAUAUCGAGGAGUGAAAUCGAUUUGUUCGACGUGCAGAAAUCUUUCUUUCUCAUCUACGACAAUGCCACUGUAGCGGCUACUAUUGACACCAUCUAUGGAACCCACGAUCCUGAUUACACAUACGCAUUGAAGAAUAUACUCAAUGGAAAUAAAGCUUAAAAAAUAAUAUUUUAUCUUACAUAAUGUGUUGUUUUGAAAUAAAAUAAAAUCAAUAAAUUUGACUUAUCCUGCUGGAAAUACUAGUUUCAGUUUUUAAGUGUGUUCUUAGUUUCACGUUUCUCGUUUUCCAAUACUUCUUUUAUUGUGUCUGCAUAGAGAAAUUAAUAAAAAUCUUCCUCUAAAAAUA
This is a messenger RNA of Nilaparvata lugens (brown planthopper), 2228 nucleotides long. RefSeq names its product annexin A6. The transcript is spliced from 13 exons. Gene Ontology annotation, molecular function: calcium ion binding; calcium-dependent phospholipid binding. The record is from RefSeq and is a predicted model, not a curated record. The coding region runs from base 380 to 2041 and encodes 553 amino acids. Lineage: Eukaryota; Metazoa; Arthropoda; Insecta; Hemiptera; Delphacidae. Gene Ontology annotation, cellular component: cytoplasm.